AUGGAAAUCAUAACCACAUGACAGUAGAUACAAUACGAUAAUAUCAUCAUUCUAAAACUACAUAUUGCACUCUGGUUCUUCAUGAUGAGCCACGCACCCUCAUUUACAAAUCCAUCUUAUCAAUUACCAACUUGUUUUAUGUUGAUGGAGCCAUCAAAAAAACAUUUUCAAGCGUCUAGCUCUUUCUUCCUUUUGACUCUUCUCUCAUUCUUCAACUUGCAGGGUCUUAACUUGCUUAGUUUAGCAACAGCAAGUCCUGUAGUUAGAGGAAAUGACACUGAUCGACAAGCUUUACUCCAGUUCAAAGCCAAGAUAACUGGUGAUCAACUCAACAUUAUGGAGUCCUGGAAUAGCUCCAUUCACUUCUGUCAAUGGAUCGGUGUUACAUGCGGUCGCAAGCAUCGAAGAGUCACCAAGCUGAAACUUCGAAUCCUCAAACUCUCUGGAUCAUUGUCACCCUACAUUGGGAACUUGAGCUUCCUCAGGGAGUUGGAUCUUGCAGGCAACAGCUUCUACAACCAAAUUCCUCAAGAAAUCGGUGGUUUAAGAAGACUGGAAGUUUUAUACCUCGUCAAUAACUCCAUCAGUGGUGAAAUUCCUUCUAAUUUAUCUGCUUGUUCUAAGCUUAUAUUAGUUGAUAUGACAAACAACCAGCUAACGGGAGAAAUUCCAUCUUUGCUGGGUCUCUUGUCAAACCUGAAAGUAUUGGGUUUUAACCACAAUCGUUUGAUUGGGAGUAUCCCACUUUCGUUGGGGAACUUGUCAUCCUUGGUGAAAUUUGGUUUGCAGAAUAAUGCAUUGAGUGGGAUUAUACCUGAAGCUUUUGGACAACUGAGAAAUCUUUCAUUUUUCACCAUAUUCGGAAAUGCGAUUUCUGGUAUUGUUCCUGUCGCAAUGUUCAAUCUCUCCAAUAUUAGAGGCUUUGAUAUUGGUACAAACAAGAUUCAAGUUAUCAUACCAAAGCAUCCUAAGGGCUACUAACGGAUUCUCCCCUCAGAAUUUGGUUGGUUUGGGAAGUUUCGGAUCUGUAUACAAGGGAAUUCUUGAAGCGAAUGGAGCAGUUAUUGCAGUAAAGGUGUUUAAUCUUCUGAAUCAUAGAGCUUCCAGGAGUUUCUUGGUUGAAUGC
This is a messenger RNA of Gossypium raimondii (Peruvian cotton), 1126 nucleotides long. Its product is annotated as LRR receptor-like serine/threonine-protein kinase EFR. The transcript is spliced from 2 exons. Gene Ontology annotation, molecular function: protein binding. Bases 82 to 981 code for a protein of 299 amino acids. Lineage: Eukaryota; Viridiplantae; Streptophyta; Magnoliopsida; Malvales; Malvaceae. The record is from RefSeq and is a predicted model, not a curated record.